AUGAUGCGUACCGCAAAUUUCCUCCUCCUCGCCCUGUCGCUCCUCGCUGCCACGUGUCAAUGCCUCUCUGUCCGGCGUAAAAAUGGGCCGAGCGGCAGUGGCGGCGGCGGUGGCGGCGGUGGUGGCGGCAGCGGUGGUGACGGCAAUGGUGGCGGCAGCGACGGCGGCAGCGGUCUCUAUAUCGUGCGCCUCCACUCCGCGCUCCCCCUCGCCGCGUAUCGCGGAGCCGUCUCCAGCUUCUCCGGCUGGGCGGACGACAACGAUGACGACGAGAGUAGCGACAGCGCCGCCCGCCCGGCAGGGCUGAUGGCGACGGCGGAGGCGGUGGACGAAGAGGUGACGGCGACGGGCGGCAGGGUGCCGCGCCGCGCGCGGCUCAGCAAGAACAACCCGCAGGUUAAGGCGUACGCGCAGAUGCUGCAGACGCAGCAGGCGCAGAUCGCGUCGGAAGUGGGCGUGGCUUCGGACAAGAUGGCGUACAGCUACAAGUACUCGUCCAACGGCUUUUCGGCGGAGCUGACGGCGGAACAGCUGCGGCGGCUGAAGCGCCACCCCGCCGUGGCGUCCGUGCGCCCGAGCGCGCGCAAGCGCCUCUUCACGACCGAGUCGCCCACCUUCCUUGGGAUGAACAGCGCCGGGUCGCUCUGGCCCGCGAAUGGCGGGCAGGCGAAGGCGGGCGACGGUACGGUAAUUGCCAUCGUCGACACGGGGAUCUGGCCGGAACACCCGUCGUUUAGCGACACGGAGUUCUCCUCGUCGCGGCCUGCUGGGUGGUCGGGGAAGUGCGACACCACGAAGGAUUUUAAGUGCAAUAACAAGCUGAUCGGUGCGCGCGCGUUUUAUAAAGCGUAUAAAAGCGCCAACGGGCUGGAUCUCUCCGGGGAUUGGCUGUCUCCGCGCGACGCCAACGGCCACGGCACGUGGUGUGCGGGAGCGGCAGCGGGAAACAAGGGAGUGCCCAUGGCGGGCGGCAAGGCGAGCGGCAUGGCGCCAGCAGCGCGCCUCGUGGCAUACAAGGUCUUCUGGUCGUCCAGCGAUGGGAUGUGGGCGGAGGAGGCAGACAUCAUCGCAGCCGUAAAUCAGGGCGUGGCGGACGGCGUGGAUGUGAUCUCGCUCUCCCUGGGCGCCGUGAACCCCGAAGACACCUACUUUGAUGACAUCGCCUUCCUCAACGCUAACUUGGCGGGGGUGGUCGUGACCUUUGCUGCGGGCAACGACGGUCCCCCCCAAGGAUACCGCUCGCUCGACAACUAUGCACCCUUCUACCUUACAGUGGGCGCCAGCACCAUCGCCCGAGGCGGCCUCACUCUUGCCAGCUCAGCGGGCGCAUCCAGGUCAGCAGCAGCAUCCACCAAUCUGACGUCAUCCUCCGCCACACCCUCCGCCAAGCCCUCAGCCGGCGAUUCCGCGCCCAACGUGGCCGAUUUCUCCUCCACGGGUCCCCUCAUCUUCCCAGACAUCGGCACCGGCGGUGGCCUGGCCACCGACUCAAUCUUAAAGCCCGACAUUGUCGGCCCGGGAGUGGACCUCUAUGCUGCUGCCCCGGGCACGCGCGUGGGCGACAAGGGCGGGUCGGCUCAGCUGUCCGGGACGUCCAUGGCGACGCCUCACCUGGCGGGGAUUGCUGCGCUGGUGAUGCAGAAGUACCCUUCUUGGAGCCCCGCGCAGGUCAUGUCUGCCAUCAUGACCACAGCUACAACCAAGGACGUCAACGGCGCUGCCAUCUCUAGUGCCGCCUCAGGGCAAGCCGCCACGCCAUGGGAUAUGGGCAACGGGCAUGUGUUCCCACCCAAGGUUCUCGACCCCGGGCUCACGUAUGACGCCCGGAAAAGCGCUUAUCUGAAUUUCCUGGCCGGGCUGGACAUGCAGAGGACCCGGUCAGAGUACCCGAAUGAGAAGCUCACCUCUGUGCCUCCCAGAGAGCUCAACCGCCCCACCAUCGCACUUGCCAGCCUCAAAGGCAAGAUAAAAGUCACACGCACUGUCACCUGUGUCGCUGACUCUGCCUCCACUUACACUGCCAAGAUUCAGAAGCCUAAUGGGGUGGAUGUUACUGUGAAGCCCAGCAGCUUUGCCAUCUCGCCUGGUCAGAAGGUCAGCUUUGUGGUGACCUUCAAGGUUACUAAAACCUCAAAAAACUUUCAGUAUGGGAGCCUCACUUGGGUGGACGAAAAGGGUCACUCUGUUCGGUCGGCGAUUGCUGUAAAGCCUGUCAGGAAGUGA
This is a messenger RNA of Closterium sp. NIES-65, 2223 nucleotides long. The record is from the annotation of a GenBank genome assembly. NCBI's taxonomy places the organism in Eukaryota, Viridiplantae, Streptophyta, Zygnematophyceae, Desmidiales, Closteriaceae.